UUUUUCUCUAUAUUAAUAAGAAGUUCUGUUUUGAAAAUGUUGGAGGGUUUCCAGAUCUUGGUUCAGGAUACAACACACAGAAGAAUUCACAAGUUAAAAUGUGUAUAGACUAAAUACCCAAUAGUAUUUGAGGGAAAAAUAAUGUCUUGCUGCUGUUUUGAUAGCUAUGGAGUGGGAAAAGAUGUCAUUACACUUAAGCCAAGUGAUUUGAUUUUUAUUUUUUCCGGAGAAGUCUUUACUUCAACGUUAUUUCUUCCAAUGCAUAUUGCAUUUACAGAAAGAUUAAAAGACACAGUGUGAAAUACUAUCAUGCUAAUGAUAGCAACAUUUACAUAAAUGUUAAAUUCAUAUUCCAAAGUAGUUGAUAUUUUAAGAAGAGAAAAUUCCAUUAUUGCACCUUUUAGGAACAAGGAACUGGAAAAUGGCAUUUUUCAAAAGUUUUCAUCAGAAUCUACCUUCAGUGUCCUCCCUGGUAGACACAAUCAGUAGUGCUGUAGAAGAUUUGAGCACUGCAGUUGGGGAAGUCAGCUAUGCAUUAACUGACUCAGUUGCUGGGCAGGUAGCAAGUAUGAUGCAUGGCUUGUGCCCAGAGGAGGAAAGCUGCACAGCAGAAGAGGCUGCAGGGUCUUCUAGAGCCAAAAGUGCAGUUUUGUGGGAUACUUCCAAAAACAGUGCUUGUCAGAAAACACAGUCUGAUGUAGAGCACAAAGCAAAGCAAAUAAUCUGUUGUGACACUUCAGCUCCACCAAAGCAAGACCAAGAAACGCAUGAACAGGGAUAUUAUAUGCGUGAUGGGCAGUGGACACCCUCAGAAUACACAGAAACUGGAGAGGCUGGUAGCUCUGCUUUGCAAGGCUUCGUGAAUGAUGGGAUGUCAGCUGUCAAGCAGAAAGUGGGGGAUGCACCCACGGGUCAUGAACUGGAACAUCCUGACAAAGGUGAGAUAGCUGGAGUAGGAAGCUCCAGGAAUGAUCAGAGUGCUGUAAAGGAGGUAAGUUAUCUAGAAGUGAAAGGACGUCUGAACACCAGUGGACAAAAUGUUGUGUCUGAGCAGAAGUACAUGGCUACAGGUGACUCUAAAGGCAGACUGCAGUAUGUGCCUGUGGGAAGAGAGCAAGAGAAAUCGGGGAACGUCACUAAAAGUAAACAUCUUCCUAAUGUCAAGCAUUCUGAUCACUUACAAAAAGCGAAAAAGCAUAGUAAACGUGAUGGAGUCAAAGGGAAUGAAUGUUCAGGAAACGAAUGUUCUCCAGAAGAUAACACAAGAAACCAUAGACACAGGGAGCAGAAAUCCGUUGUGAGGGAAUACACACAUUCAGCUCCAUCAACAAAUUGUAAAAUUAAGUUUCCUGGGAAAAUCAAAGGAAAAAUAAAUCCAACAAAAUCCUACAAAGUGAAAGGAGACAUAAAAACAAAGAAAAAUGAAGCUAAUUCUGCUAAGAGAGGAACAGCCAAGAGUAAAGUUGGCAAAUAUUCUAAGAUAUUACCAGAAAAAGAUAAUUCCUACAUGGACAGAGAUGAGCCUGGUUCAUCCUCUGAAAGUGAAGAUGAAGCACUGGGUAAAUAUCAUGAGGCCUUAUCCAGAACACACACUUCCAGGUGGCCAUUGGUGGAUUCUAGACAAAAGAACUAUGCCUGGGAAACAAGGCAAAAAUACAGCCCUUUGUCUGCAGAGUAUGAUGGGUACAGCAGUGAAGCAUCCAUAGAGGACGGAAACUGCAUUCAGAGAAUGAGAAGGACACCUCCAUUGGAUGAGCUACAGCCACCACCUUACCAAGACGACAGUGGUUCUCCUCAUCUCUCUUGCACACCCUCUGAAAUUGGGGAUGGGAAGUGUGAAAUUUCCCACUGCAGCAACAGCCCACGGUGUUCUUUCAACAAGUGCCCCAGUGAAGGAAGCACAGGACACGAGGCAGAGAGUUUUCACAAUAAAGGAUAUGAAGAUGAUGUCCCUAGUGACAGUACCGCAGUUCUCAGCCCUGAAGUAAGCAGAAGCAGCCUGCGGUUGCCAGACAUGUCAGCUCAAGGAUCCUCCUCACAGCUUCCUAAACCUUUUGAUCCAGAGCCAGAAGCUAAAUAUGGCACACUGGAUGUGACUUUUGACUAUGACUCACAAAGACAGAAGCUUCUGGUAACGGUGACAGCUGUCACAGACAUUCCAACAUAUAACAGGACAGGUGGCAACUCGUGGCAGGUACAUCUUGUUCUUCUACCUAUAAAGAAACAGAGAGCCAAAACCAGCAUCCAGAGAGGACCAUGCCCUGUCUUCACAGAAACAUUCAAAUUUAACCACGUUGAAUCGGAGAUGAUCGGAAACUAUGCAGUUAGGUUUAGACUGUAUGGUGUCCAUCGUAUGAAGAAAGAAAAGAUUGUGGGGGAAAAGAUUUUUUAUUUAACAAAAUUGAAUCUUCAAGGGAAAAUGUCAUUACCGGUGAUACUGGAACCUUCUUACAAUCCUUCUGGCUGUGACUCACAGGUGAGCUUGUCAGAGGUCUCCUGUGGUGAAAGCACAUCCUCCUGUCAAUCUCUGGAGCACGGCUCCGUUCCAGAGAUCCUUAUUGGGCUCCUUUACAACGCCACCACUGGAAGACUGUCCGCAGAAGUCAUCAAAGGCAGCCACUUCAAAAACCUGGCAGCAAACAGACCACCCAAUGGACUGUUCUGUUGUCUAAAACACUUGAUAGGUGGACAGGUUUAUAUAAUCCGAGAUACAUAUGUUAAGUUAACACUGCUGAAUUCCAUGGGCCAAGAGAUGUCCAAAUGCAAGACAUCCACCCGCAGAGGGCAGCCAAACCCGGUGUACAAGGAAACUUUUGUUUUUCAAGUGGCCUUGUUUCAACUUUCCGAUGUGACUCUGAUACUGUCUGUGUAUAACAAGCGCAGCAUGAAAAGAAAGGAGAUGAUAGGCUGGAUUUCCUUAGGUCUGAACAGCUCUGGGGAGGAGGAGCUCAGACACUGGACUGCAAUGAAGGAGUCCAAGGGACAACAAGUGUGCAGGUGGCAUGCCCUGCUGGAGUCCUGAGGAAGGCAGCUGUAAGCCGGCACUGCCAUUGUUUCCUGGUCGCCAUCAGAGGAGCCAUCCCUGGAGAGUCCUGUCAGCACCCUGCCACAGUGCUUCACCCUUGCAAAAGGAAGGACUGUCCAGUGCUGAGCUGAGGGGGGGAGAUGUCAGUAGUGCUCAGCAGUCCUCCAGAGACUGAACAACAGCUUUUGAUUCAAAGUUUAUUUAGUGAAAGAGCUAGGAAUCUCAUGGAGAUUGUGAUUUUAAAACCAGAAUUUCCAUUGCAGCAGUAUGUAUCAUCACCCACAUGCUAUCCACAAAGCAUUAUGAUGGCCAGUCCUUGGGCAGAUCUCAGUGAUCACAGUCAUAUCUCAAGGUUAUUCACACUGAUGACAGUUUCAUUGCAGAUAUGUUCUCUGUGCCUCAGCCUUUCUUUAUAGUUCUAAACCCAAGUGCAAAAUUCCCUGAAGGGAAGUGUAAGGCUGGUUUCUUUGAAGUUUAUUUCUUUAUUUCUUUCUUUUUUCUGAUCCAAAGAGACCAUGUCCCAUUAGUCCCUUAUGAAAUUUUCUGACUGUACUGCAGAAACUUUAUGUUCAAGCCCUUUGUACACUAUGUGUUCUAGUGUAGAAAAUGGUAGAGCAAAGCUCUCAUUUGGAAUUCUUUCAGUGGUCAGUUUUUACAGCUGUGUGAAGUGGCAGACACUGUAGAUAGCUGUUGAAAAUGGAAGACAUUCUAGUUAAAAGGAAUUUUGACUAUCUGUUCAUUGUCCAGUCUUCAACAGGAGUAAAGCAGGUAGCACCAAAACAGAAACUCCUGGAGUCCUCACUCACUACCAUUUCUUUGUGGUUUUCAGCUUUAAUCCAGUUAAGAUCAUUCUGGAAUCCCUUGUGCUCUAGUGAUUUGUGCUGUGUUUUGUGACGUCUUCAGCAUGAUGUCACUCUGUGCCUUUUCAUGCAAGUUGACCUUGCUUACACAGCUGGGAAGCCGUAUUUGCAAAUUUGGACUUCAGCACUCAUAGAUGUGAAGGUCCUGGGAAAUGCCACGUCGUUGCCCUGCUCUGCAGUGUGUGAGACUGUGCACUGUGCUGGCCUACUUGUGACUGAGCACUUUCCUGUCUUGUUUUCACAUUUAGAAACCAUAGGCCAAUUGGAUAUAAUAUAAGCUAUUCUAAUUUUUCUUCUUACAUAACAUAAAAUUUUAUGCAUAUACUGUACUAGAGUAUGUUUGUGUACAUAAAAUUAUUUUCUUUUUGCUCUCUCUCAUUUCUAGUUAAACUAGACAAAAAUGUAUUAUUUACCAAUUAGUGAAAAGCUGUAUCACGGUUCCAAUCCCAGCUGAGCACUCUGGACUGUUACUGUGAACUAGAACUCAUCAGUACCAUACUAGCAGAGCCACACACUGAUUUAUUAAAAUGUGGCAGUAUGAAAGGCCUUAAACACACACACACAAGACCAUGAACUUCUACAUUUUUAGCUUAAAAGAAGGCAUCUCUAUGCUUUCAAACACAGCAUUUUAAGAGGAAAAAAAAAUACAAAUAGGAAGUGUGGAGUUAGUUUAAAAGCAGAAAUUUCAGAGCCUAGCAUGGUGGCUCAUCUCUGUAAUCCUAGCACUUGGGAGGCUGAGGCAGAAGGAUUGCUGUGAGUUUGAGGCUAGCCUGGGCUAUGUAGUUCCAGACCAUCCUGGACUACAGAGUGAAAAAAAAAAAAAGUUGCAUUCAUAAGUGUCAGGGCCAGGGAGUGGGCUCAACCACUUAAAGGCUAGGUUCACAACCAAAAAAAAAAAAAGUCCUUCUAUCAUUCUAUUAGGGAGCUUCCCAGGAUUGGUUUUUGGUUUAGUUGUUGUUGUUGUUGUUUUAAAUAAAGUGAGUCAGGUUAGAAAUUAAACCAUGAACAAGAAGCAAAAUAGUUCUUUUUUUAAGUUAUUGAAUGAAUAACAUAGUAAGGCAAAAUGUGAAGAAGGCUAUAGGUUACACUGAAGAUUGGGUACAGGCAUUCCAUGCUACAGGUAGCUUUUGCUGGCUUUGAAACAAUCACCUGCAUGGCUAACAACUGCUGUCUUCUUAAUAAAGUCACUGGUCUUCUUUGUAACAAAGUUCAGUUGGACACUAUAAGACCAGCUUGGUGCUUUCACUGUGUGGAGAGGAAAACCUGUUAUUUGUUAAAUCUCCUUUCUGGAGACUGCCCAGAACUGUGUGUACCCCCAAAGAUCCUCAAGGGUGUCUGGUGUGUCAUUCCAUGUAUGGCCUGGAAAUGAUCUCAGUCUUUUUUUAACAUCAGGAACAGCCCUCCCUCCAUCCCAUUUUCCAAGUCCUCAAUGAUUAUAAAUUGUAUGUGUGCACAUAACUGCACACACCACACAACAAGCUGUGCACAUGCAAAGGUGAAGGUGCCUUGCCUUUUCACGUAACUGAAUAGAGAGGCAUUUCUCCAGGUCAUGGACUGCUUUUUUCUCCUCUGUAAAAUUUCUAAAUGUGAUAUUAGGUUUGGAGCUAGAUGCUGCCAUUCUGCCACAUAUACACAAAUAUGCAUCCUUUUCUCUCCUGUGACUUAACACAAAUACUUCCCCCGAAUUAUCUGGGCCACAGAUGUUGUCUUGGGAACUUGAAAACGACAGUCUACACUCUUACUGUUGUGCUAAAAUCAAAUGAAAUGUCCAGACUCAACAGUUGACUGGAAUAUGGGGUAUUUUCAGCCUCCCCAAUGUGGCUGUUGAUUGCUGUCCAGGAGUACAGUAUUGUCUGACCUCUCAGAAGCUUCUGUAAUUUUGGAGCCUAAGUACAAGCUGCCUUUGAUUUGAAAUACGAUUGCAUAUUAUCUUAAUGCACAUUAAUGAAUUCUCAGUAGUGUUGUGUUCACUAACAAAAGUAAUUCAUUAGACCAUGUUUUAAGAAAAAGAAAAAUACUUAAACUGUCUGAAUGAUUAUGCUGCUGCUGUGAAGUUGGGUGUUGGUAGGGGGUCUGAUCUGAUCUGUGUACAACACAGCUCUGUGUAUUAUAUUACAGCUUCUUCCCUAAGCUGGGAGCAUGACCAGUGCUUGGGAGUCUAACUUGCAUCAAUAGGCAAGCAGAAACAGAGUCCAGGCUGUUCUUGACAAUGAGGAAUAAAAAUGAUAUCACAGCUUUUUAAGGAAACUAAGAAAUAGGUGAGCUUUUGAAGUAUAAGUGGUAGAAGGCCAGUGGUCACCAACCAGUUUCUCAAAAUUCUUGUUCAAGUAUCAAUAGACAGGACACAAAGUUCAUUUGCAGAAAGCUGCCAUUUAGCUCCAUAGACUGGAGAAUUCAUAGAAAAAAUUCGCAUUGCUAGUUGUUAUAAGUUUCUUUGUCUUACCUUCUUUAUAAUCCAUUUCUUCCUCUUCAUCUGUCAGUUGAAAGUGGCCAUCUGUGUCAUUGUCACCAGCCAGUCUGAUACUGAAAGAAGGUGAGGCUUGCAGUAUAGCACUUAAAACAUCACUUGUGCCCUCCAAAGCUGCAAUACUGAUGAUGGUUACGGCUACAACUUAGUAAGGAACUGAGACAAUAAUUUAUUGUUUUAUUUGACUCUCACAACAUAUAAGAGGCAAGUAACAUCACCAGUGUUUUUAAUCUGUGAAGAAGCUGUUGUCUGGAGAAGCUGAGCUGUCCCCCUAAGGGUGCCGCUCUUUUAAGUAAACCACAGUAGAACUGGGAUCACUCCAAGCCCACUCAUGCACAUUGCAUCUUCACCCUCUUUAUCAUGGGUGAAAAGAGCAGCAUUGUACUGGGCAGGUCCUGCCCAGCUUAUCUGAAUGGCAGAGAUAAGAGUAGAGCUUAGAAAGCAAAAAGACAGUCAAGGAGGCUUGCCCUCUCAGGACACAAAUAGUACUUUGGUAUCAUAAUUGGGGUGAUUUUUGUUUUUAAGGACUUGAGAUUUGUACAGUGUCUACAUUGUACUUGAUUCUGAAAAUAUAUCAAUUCAGUUGUUCUUCUUGACCAAGGUAUUUUCAUUAUCUGUAUACACCUUUCUACCCUGUGAAAUGACAGACUAUCUGCUAACCUGUCAUAUCAGAGUAGAGGAGAGACUGCUGCCUUCCUGUGCAUGUUCAUGUUCUUUUGUUAAAGUUCAUUAAUAUUAGACAAAACUCACACCUAGCUUCCCUCUCCUUCGUUGUUAGUAAUUGCUAUGUUCUAGAGACUUUAGGAGCCCAUUUGCUAAUAGGAGGCACAGAACAAAUGCUGGUGAAUGAAAUCUCUGAUAGAAUCAGCACUACUGUUGUGAAAGUCUUCUGUUGUGAGCCUUGUUCACUGACUGGGUUUCCUUUUCUCUGUUUAAUAUAUAUGUGUAAGAAUCCCAGCUGUGUGCCAUGUGCUGUUGUAGGGGCUACAAGUUGGAUGCACAAGUCUUCCUUCAUGAUCUUGUGUUCUCUUGAGACUGGCAUUGGAUGAUGUCUUUUCAUAAGAUACAAGGUGUAGAGAAAGGUGUGUGCAGGGCACUGGGGUUGAGUAGGAAAGUAAACUGUGAAUUCAGCAGUACUACUAGAAGAUGAGAAAACAUGGGUUGGACUCGCAACAAACUCCCAAAAAUCCACAGACAGUGGCUCCUAAUUUGUAAUGUACCUAAGAUUUCUCUCUAGGUUCUAUCUGGAGAUUCUGUUCCAUUUGGUGUAGAGGAAAGCCUGAGAGUCUAGGUCUGAAUGAGCUUCCCAGGAAAUCCUACCUGGGCAGUACUGGGAUAUAAUACUUUGUUUCUUAUCUGUAAUUGUUGGCAGCAGUUUCAGUACCCAGAGAUUAAGUCUUAGUGUGGAAGUGGUAAGAUUUGUAGUUUCCAGGUAAUUGCAAGCUUCAUUCCCAGCUUCUUGGGAAUGAAGAAUCUUAGGCCAUUGUAUCAUAGUCUCUCUUUCUGAUCUCUCUGAAGUUGCUUUAAGAAAAUGAUUUCCAAAAAUACAAAACUGAAGCUAAUACCAUAAAGUUAGAGGAAGGCCUUUUUAAAAGUGAGGAUGACAUUUUGGCAGUUUUGUUGGAUAAAUAACUGAGGACACUGAUAUGUCCUGUAAUGCACUGGCAUCUUCGACAAGUAUGCUGACAUGGUAUUGAAAUGUUAUUUCAGGCAGAGAGAGAAAUGUGUCCCAAAUAAUUUGAGUUUAUCAAGAGAAAAACUAUAAUAGUAACGUAGUUUAAAACUUUAUUUAUUCUGUUUCUACAUAGUUUUAUUACAAUAACUUUCUGGUGAAAACAGUAUAGCAAUUCUGAGGCACUUUAAAGCUGAUACAGAGGGGACAGCUUUUGCCUUAGCUGGCAGUGACUGCCAUGUCCCAGCAAGUGGGCUGGACUUGUACCUGACUUCCAAAAUAAGAUAGUGUAUCAGAACUGUUCCCAGUGCUUGAGUCAUGAGUUUUAAGAGUCUGGUAAGUGUUGGGACCUAGUCUUUUUCUAAAACUCAAGAGGUUCAUCACUGCUUGGUACUUCUGCCCUGAGACUUUGCUUCUCAAAAUAAUGUAAUUUUUAUAGAAAAAAACUCAAUCGAUGGAUCUUUUUACUCAGUAUCCCCUCUCUUUCUUCCUCCCCUUUCUUUCAGUUUUUGAGGCAAGAAGCUUCCUUAAUAGUCUAGUUUCUACGGAGCUUUCUUACUUAUUUUUCUAAUAAUAGGUGUAACCGAAUGAUGACAUUUAACUGCUCUGUGAGCAGAAUUGUCUCAACCAACCUGAAGAAGUGUGCUGCCUAUUGGUGUUUCCUUUGGUCUCAGCUGUCUCUAACACGUUUGCUAGUGACUCUCACCCAUGAGUGAACUUCGCUCAUGUACAUAGUACGUCCAUGUGGUCGGUCAUCAGCAGUGCUGUGUUGUUGUCACAUAUUUAUAUGCACUUGAUCAAAAAUAGAAGCUGACAACUGUGUGAGCCAUCAUUUUGUAGAGUGAACGGCUGAACCACCUUCGUGUCGCUGGAGUUGCGCUGUGCGUCCGUUGCCUUUAACUCUCAUACCUUCUUUUGUACUCUCUACACCGACUAUCGCGGUGCCUUUUUCCUUUUGUAUAAUUGUAUUACAUAAAGAAAUUGCUGACUUGUGUGUAAAAAUGUUAAAAUUACACCAGUCCAAGGAGAUUUUAAUGGCAGUUCAAUUUUCCAGAGAAUAAAUUUUUGUGUGCAUUAAAAGUUA
Molecule: messenger RNA, 9108 nt
Organism: Peromyscus leucopus (white-footed mouse)
Lineage: Eukaryota; Metazoa; Chordata; Mammalia; Rodentia; Cricetidae
Gene: Syt14
Product: synaptotagmin 14
Exons: 8
Coding region: 422-3022 (866 amino acids)
Source: RefSeq, a predicted model, not a curated record